Mytilinidion resinicola is the source of this 1854-nucleotide messenger RNA. RefSeq names its product putative amidase. The record is from RefSeq and is a predicted model, not a curated record. NCBI's taxonomy places the organism in Eukaryota, Fungi, Ascomycota, Dothideomycetes, Mytilinidiales, Mytilinidiaceae. The annotation marks the transcript as partial. The transcript is spliced from 10 exons.
CCUGUCGUUGUUAUCAGUGUUCUCGCUGGCCUAAGUUCCGUCGCCCAAAUUCUCGAGAGCAUCAAGCGCUUUGCCGCGGUAGACGAUGUCUUCUCCAAGUCCUUUGCAACCACCCUGGUGCUUAAGUCCGAUCCUACCUUCAACAAUGCCGAUCUUUCUGCAAAACUCAGAUCAUCUGCACUUUUGUCCGCUGUGUACUAUUCACACCCAAAAUCACAUGUUGAGGUUCUUCCAUCUGGCCCAUAUUUUCUUUACGGCGGUGGCAUCCAUCAAGCGUGGCGCUUGUACGAAGAUGAGCUUGAUAGCUUCAUUUUUUCCGUGGUUCCUGACGAUGUGUUGAAGCCGAAGCGGCAAGUACUCCGCUACACUGUCCUCGAAUCCUUCGGCUCGAGUGGCACAUGGAGAAACAUUGCAGAACCGAGUCAGGAGAAGCCCCUCGCGGGAGCUCGGAUGGGUGUGAAGGAUAUAUUCCGAUUGGAGGGCGUCAAGCUGACCAUGAUGAGCAGACCAUGGAUAGAGCUCUACGGCCCCGAUGAGGAGAGUGCGGAUUAUGUUAAGAAGCUCAUCAGCCUGGGCGCAGUCAUCGUAGGCAAGACAAAAAUGGCCUCUUUUGCUUCGCCAGAGGAGCCAACAGAUCAGUGGAUUGACUUCCAUUGCCCUGUGAACCCUCGACGUGACAGGUAUCAGAGACCUUCGAGUAGCUCAACGGGUGCUGGUGUCGCCUUGGCAGGCUACCCCUGGCUGGACUAUUCGAUCGGCGGAGACUCGGCCGGAAGCGUGAGAGCUCCGGCUCCAUGCAGCGGCCUAUUUUCUCUUCGGCUGAGCUUCAACUCGACAUCUAUGAGAGGCAUUCCCGCUAAUUUGUCUAAAUUUGAUGUAGUCGGGCAACUUAGUCGCGAUCUGGACGAUCUUCAUCAUACUGUCGCCCACACAUUCGAUCUGAACGACAACUCAACACAGUUCCCAUCCAAAAUUCUUUAUGCCCAGGAAUUUUACCCACUCGUGAAUGAAAAGCAGCAGGCUAUGACCGAAGAAUUUAUAUCCAUUCUUGAGGGCUUUCUCGGCGUGAAACGAACACUAUUCAGCAUGACGGAGACGUGGGAUCGGUCUCCUCUAAAGGAAGCAGAGGGAAAAUCAUUACUAGAGUAUCUCGAAAAGACAGACGUGCGUAGGAGCAUUCUAACUGGCUGCCACAUGGCUUCGACCAAUUCCGCGACGAUUACAAAGAAGUUUGGCAAGGAAGCUUAUGUUGGACCCGUCGUCCGUUUUCGAUGGAAUGUCGGGAAAGGCAUUUCUCGGGACGAGUAUGAGACGUACUUAGACCACCUAGCGGUGUUCAGAAACUGGUUUGGACAACACCUGAUGUCACACGACCCGCAAACGCUCUCCAAUGCUAUUUUGAUCAUGUCGUACGGUAUGCCAGAUCCGGAAUACCGAGACGAACCGAAUCUCCCUGCCGGGACGUUCAUAUCAUUGCGGAAAAAUUCAUCUCCAGUCUUUCAUGCCCCCCAGCUAGUGCUACCGUUUGCUCAAAUGCCAUAUCACUCCAAAAUCAGCGGCCGAGACGAGGUGCGACCAAUCGCUAGCACCAUGAUAGGAGCAAAAGGUACUGAUCUCAUGCUUAUUAAGCUCACAAAGGCGGCAUUCAAGAAGGCAUCUUGGCCGAUUACAAUCAACAUUGGUCGUUUGAUGUACCCACUAGCGGACAAUUUACGAAACGUAGCACCAUCGAGCGAAAAUUCGGCGAAUACAUAUGCUGCCGUUCGCCAGGCAGUCAACGCAGUCAAAGAGCUUGAAACACCCCUAAUGGAGCUGUCGACUGAAGAGGUUGGGCGCUCAUGCGUUGUGGUCUGA